Messenger RNA from Prorocentrum cordatum, 435 nucleotides. The record is from the annotation of a GenBank genome assembly. Lineage: Eukaryota; Dinophyceae; Prorocentrales; Prorocentraceae.
AUGUAUUCUUCUCUCUUGCCCCCUCCGUUUUCUCUUGCCCCGCCGCCCGCCGUUCUUCAUCGCGAAGGCUUCAUCGGGCUCAGGGGCGACACCCUCCUGCUCCUCGACGGGAAGCCAGUAGAGGAGACGAUCUGGGCCCCGACCAGCGAGGCCCCAAGCUGCUCCCACCCCCAGGAGGAUCCUGCCUCAAAGGUGCAGAAAAGUAAAGAAGCAGUGGGCAAGCUCAUGAACCACAUGCAGGCGAAAGUCGCGCCCCAAGCCAGCAUCUCCCAGCGACGGGACAGCAGCGGUAGGCGACGAUGGAGCCCAAGGAAACCCAAGUCCGAGCCCGACGACGACGGCUACAAUGCUGGCGACGGCGACGGACUUAGACGAAGGACGAGCCCGACGUCGUCAGCUGCGGCGCGACGACGACGACGAGCUACGAACGACUAA